UCAGAGCUUGCUAGUCUCGUAUCAGUAUGAAGCCCAAUUCUGGGCCUCGCUUUGGCCGGCAGCAUUUCCCAGUUGUUUAUGUCACCCGUUUUGGGAAACACCCCUGUGGCACGAAGAUUCGUUCUGGUGGCAAAAGUCCUCCUAAAAAAGCAGCCCAGGAGGACCUCCAUUCCUGCCUUUCUGACAAAGCUUCUUCUGCCACUUUGGACAAAACAGGUCUAGUGGGUGUCGCCCCUCAGAGACAAAGGAGGCACCCAAGCUUGGGACCUGGGAUGGUGCAAGUCCGAGGAAGCCAAACUGGACGUCGACAACCACAGAGUGAAGGCUGGAACAUCAGUAUGGCCAAGCCCCCAGGCCGAGAAGCUUCUAAAAUAGCCCCUUCAAGGAAGAAAAGCCGGGGAAGCAAAAGGGGGGCAGCAAAUUCUACAACCUCUGGUGGCUUUGAAGAGAGUGGAGCUGAUGAGUAUGAAUUCUCUACGUCCAAAGAAAACGCUAAUGAAACGAUCAGGGAACAAAAGAAAAAGUCUGCAGUGUGGCUUGAAGUAUUUGAAGUAAUUUCUAAAAUGGUAGAAGAAAAUGGAUACUUUAGGAAUAGAUUGGUGUCUAAUUUUCAUUUUUCAGUUGAAGUAGAUGCUGCAAAGAAUUCUCAGCAACCUUUGACCAUACAAGGUACAGAUAUAAAUCAGAAUUUGCAAAGUGAAAUUUCUUUUACUGACACAGAUGAGGCAAUUUUUGGAUGGGUGUAAAAAAAAAAAAAGAAAUAAGAAAAAGAAGAUUUAUUUAUAGUUAUUAUUUUCAUUGUUAUAUACAAUUAGCACCAACCAUUCAAGAGAAAAACAUUCCCACCAUCAGAAGUGCUGGAACAUAAGUGCCAUAUAGUUUAUAUAAAGAAUAUACAAUAUAAAGUGAAAAGUAUGUAUUUGUGAUUACUGCAUUUAGUGCAUUUAUGAUUACAUUACACUGUUAUAAUAUUUUGUUUAAAUUCUGAGUAAACAAUGCUCUUUGUUAGUAUUUUGUAUAAAUUCUUAUAUAAGAAUACAAUAUAAUAUGGAUCUAAUGCUACUGAAAGAAUAGUUAGAAUUUCAGAAAAAAAAUAAGUUUGUAUGAAAUAAAUAUGUAAAUCGAAACAUCUGAAGUUCUGAAUUAAUUUUAUUCCCAUGCAAUUAAAAUUGCAUACUGAAUCUUUGUAUGUAAGUUUAAACAUUUAAGUAGCAGUCAGUCAUCAAUCUCAGGUUGCCAUAAGUAAAGUGAAGCAGCAAAGUGUGAAUUCAUAAAGGUGAUGAAGAUGGGAUGCAGCGGCAGUAUUUUAUUAUUGCAGUUAGGCAUCCCAAUGUUAUUCAACCGUGUAACCUACAAAGUGUUAAAAGGAAGGGUCAUUCUCCUUCCAACAUUCACUGUCAUUAUAUAACUUUUCAUUGCUUCCUUGCCUCUAUGGAUUAUUGCCUGGAAACCUCAUGAGUCAUACUGCAAAAUUAUAUUAUCUAAGAGUAAUAUGUUUCCUGAAAACCCCAAUAAAAAUGAUCCUUUCCUGAACAAUAGAA
Molecule: messenger RNA, 1541 nt
Organism: Pantherophis guttatus
Lineage: Eukaryota; Metazoa; Chordata; Lepidosauria; Squamata; Colubridae
Gene: C2H5orf47
Product: chromosome 2 C5orf47 homolog
Source: RefSeq, a predicted model, not a curated record